Episyrphus balteatus (marmalade hoverfly) is the source of this 2324-nucleotide messenger RNA. It is a transcript of the gene Brf, whose product is annotated as transcription factor IIIB 90 kDa subunit. The transcript has 7 exons. The coding region runs from base 183 to 2087 and encodes 634 amino acids. Gene Ontology annotation, cellular component: transcription preinitiation complex; transcription factor TFIIIB complex; nucleus. Gene Ontology annotation, biological process: transcription by RNA polymerase III; transcription preinitiation complex assembly; DNA-templated transcription initiation. Lineage: Eukaryota; Metazoa; Arthropoda; Insecta; Diptera; Syrphidae. Gene Ontology annotation, molecular function: RNA polymerase III type 3 promoter sequence-specific DNA binding; TBP-class protein binding; RNA polymerase III general transcription initiation factor activity. The record is from RefSeq and is a predicted model, not a curated record.
UUUUUUCUCUCACAAAAUUCAAGUUUUUAUUCCGUAACUUGAUCGCGAGAACAUGUGGUAUUUUGUUUUUAAUUAUGUAUUGCAAUUUUUAAUUGUUUCAGAACAACUAGACAUUUUAUUUGCAUUUUUUUUUAAAACUUACUUCAUUUGAACAAACUCAAUUUGUAACAAAAAACUUAAUCAUGUCUGGAGUAAAAUGUAAAAAUUGCGGCUCAACUGACAUUGAAGUCGACAAUGCUCGCGGUGAUGCCGUCUGUACAAAUUGUGGUUCCGUCUUGGAAGAUAAUCUUAUUGUAUCCGAAAUACAAUUCGAAGAAGCUGGCCAUGGUGCUUCGGCAAUGGUUGGUCAAUUUGUUGCUGCCGAUUCGACUGGCGGCGCAACAAAUUAUGGUUAUGGUAAAUUUCAAGUUGGUUCGGGAAAUGAAUCGCGCGAAGUGACCAUCAAAAAAGCUAAAAGAGACAUUACACAUUUGUGUCAUCAAUUGCAAUUGAAUCAACAUUAUAUUGAUACUUCAUUGAAUUUCUUUCGAAUGGCUUUGAUGAGACAUUUAACGAGGGGCAGGAAAAGUACGCAUAUUUAUGCUGCAUGCGUUUAUAUUACUUGUCGAAUUGAAGGAACAUCUCAUCUUCUGGUUGAUAUAAGUGAUGUACAGCAAAUUUGUUCCUAUGAAUUGGGACGAACUUAUUUAAAAUUGUCAAAUGCACUUUGUAUUAAUAUUCCUUCAGUUGAUCCUUGCAUAUAUAUCAUGAGAUUUGCCAAUAGACUACAAUUUGGCAAUAAAACCCAUGAAGUUUCCAAUACUGCACUUCGAAUAGUACAAAGAAUGAAGAAAGAUUCAUUGCAUUCAGGUCGUAGACCUACUGGUCUAUGUGGUGCAGCUCUCCUUAUUGCUGCUCGAAUGCAUGAAUACAAUCGAACCAUUCACGACAUAGUGCGAAUUGUGAAAAUUCAUGAAUCUACAGUACGCAAAAGACUGACAGAAUUUGCCGAAACACCAAGUUCUGCUCUCACUCUAGAUGAAUUUAUGUCGGUUGACCUGGAGGCUGAACAAGAUCCACCUGCAUUUAAGAUGGCACGAAAAAAGGAUCGUGAACGAAUAAAAGAUAUUGGAGAACAUGAAUUAACCCAACUACAAAAGGAAAUUGAUAUCCAGUUAGAAAAGGAUAUGAAAAAAGCCAAUACCAAAGGAAGAAGUAAAAAUAAUACUUCUGGCAAUGAUUUGGAACAAAUGGAUGCAACUAAAUUCAUAAACGAAGUUAAUAUGGAAAUUCUAAGCGAAUGUCUAGCAGAUGAUCCUGGUACACCAGAUGUUUCAAAAUUGCAAGGUCCAAUUGUAAUUGAAGGUCUUAAGCCCGAUAUUGUUUCAAUGUGUACACCAUCGGCAGUUGAACUUCAAGAGAAAACUCAAGAAGAAGGAAAUCCAGAUGAAUUGGGUGAAUUAGAUCUUGAAGGGCUGGAUGAUGAAGAAAUAAACAAAUAUAUUCUAACACACGAAGAGGCGAAAUAUAAGAAUGAUAUGUGGAUGAAGCUAAAUAAAGAGUAUUUAGAUGAAAUGAAAAUUAAAGAGGAAAGACUGGCAAAGGAACGUGAAGAAGGCAAACCAGAAAAGAAGAAACGACCUCGGAAGAAACAAAUUGGGCCUUCGAGUACUCCGGGAGAGGCAAUUAAGAAGAUGUUGCAGGAAAAAAAGAUUUCCAGCAAAAUUAAUUAUGAUAUUCUCAAAACACUUACAAGUGUUACCAAAGGAGAGGAUGAACCUACACCGGAGACUGUUGUGGAAGAUGCUAAGGAGGUGAAACCUGUGGCAACUUCAAGCACAAUUUCAAUGAAUAGAAGUAAGCCGCCAGCCUACACAAUUUUACAACCCCAAUUCAAAAAACCAAAACUCGAAGUUGGUUUACCAGUUGCAACUGAAACGAAACCCAAAGUUGAAGCCCUGGUUGUUGAAAAUGAUGAUAUAGAAGAAGAUGAAGAUAUUGAGGCUGAACCAGAACCUGAACCAGAAAAGGAAUACUCUUCUCUCAAGGAUAUGCUUAAUGAUGGCGAAGAAGACGAUUACUAUGGAUAUGAUGAAGACAACUAUUGAAAUCUCAUCAGUACUUUUUUUUUUCUAUUGUUGAAUUUUUAUGUUUAGUGCUUUAAGUUAAGUAUAUGUAUGUAUGUAUUUGUUUUACAUUACAAGAUUUUUAAGUUAAAUGCUAAGUUUUAAUAUAUAUUAUGUAUUUCAAUAAAAUUAUAAAAUAUUCCGUGAUUUGCAUUAACAAUAUCGAUGAUUAGGUAUUCAAUUGUGUGAUCAAUUAAUUUAUGAACUAUGCUAAAAAAU